Messenger RNA from Aegilops tauschii subsp. strangulata, 802 nucleotides. Its product is annotated as non-specific lipid-transfer protein 4.1. Gene Ontology annotation, molecular function: lipid binding. NCBI's taxonomy places the organism in Eukaryota, Viridiplantae, Streptophyta, Magnoliopsida, Poales, Poaceae. The record is from RefSeq and is a predicted model, not a curated record. Gene Ontology annotation, biological process: lipid transport.
AAACAAUUCUUCCCAAGACUUGUAGUGUUCUCCAAUACUACAUCACCAGCUCACCCUGUACCUAUAAAUACCCGUACAGCACAAAGCUACCAAAUACAAGAAUCACCACUAAAUAAAUUAACUGGAGCAGCUAAUCAACAGUCGGGGGCUUCUUCUCUCAUUCGAGCCAACCAUGAGCUGCAGCUCGAGCUUUGCGAAGGCCAGCAGCCUCGCCAUCCUCCUCCUGCUGGCUCUCACGCUCCAGCAGCUCGAGGCAGACAUGUCAAUGUCGUGCUCCGGCAUGCUCACCGACUUGUCUCCGUGCCUCGGGUUCCUGCAGGGCGAGGAGGACUACCCCUCGGCCGACUGCUGCGACGGCGCGUCCAGCCUCGUGGCGGCCGCGGCCACCACGGCCGACCGGCAGGAGGCGUGCGAGUGCCUCAAGUCGGCCGCGGGAGAGGGCAGCGCCGAGGUGACUGCUUCGCGGGACUUGCCGGCCGACUGCGGCCUCUCCCUGCCGUUCACUAUCUCCCCCGACGUCGACUGUUCCCAGAUCGACUGAAAUGAAAUGGACACCCCCUCAUAUGGCGGAUCAGAUGAAGACAAGGAGAAAGUAUCUUGAGCCAUGCCACAAUGAAAUAAAUGAUCAUGUGAUGUAACCAUUUGAUCUUAUUAGCCACAAGAAAAGGAACAAAAAAAAGUAGACGAUCUCUCGUGUCAAUUGCGUGUGCCAUUUGUUUUUAGUAUUUUCUUGGUUUAUGCCAAUAUGUAAUAGUGUUGUGUGUGCUACUAUUACUAUACACCUUUAUGAACACACUUCUAA